GAAGAAAAGAGGACUGGUCUUCAUGUGUUUGGAUUUUGAGUUUACUUGCAACGACAUCUCGACAAAGAAUACAUAUCCUUUUGACAAUUCCAAGGUUGGAUAUUUUCCUAUAUUAAAGAUUCCGAUGAAACAUUGAAAACUUAACAACAUCCCAAAUUUUGAUUUUGGUUGAAGCAUAGAUUCUUACUUUACUAAUCUUUCAGAUCAGCUACUUCAACUUCAGGAAUCUCCCAACUCAUAAUUGGGCUAAGCAGAUGUUAGUCCUUUUCUGAUUCUGAAAAGGAUUGUGAGCUUGUGACUAAGAUGGGGACGCCUAUGAAACGCAGCUCAAACUCGAGAAGACGGAAUGAAAAGAUGAGGCUUUUUGUGACUACUUUUAUUGGAGUUGUAUUCGGGUUUUUCCUAGGUGUAACUUUUCCUACAAUUUCAUUGUCCAAGCUGCCCUUACCUACGAAUCUUAUCCCAUCAAUUGAUCUACCUGACAUGGAAAAGUCGGGCCUCUCAACUCAAGCUCUAUUAAAUGUUUUGAAUUCCUUGAAGGAUCGUGUUGGCAGUUCACACAAGAAUAAGGCCGCGAAGAUUUGGGUUCCAUCAAAUCCCAGAGGCGCCGAGAGGCUACCCCCGGGUAUUGUAGCAUCUGAGUCUGAUCUUUAUACUCGAAGGCUGUGGGGACUGCCAAGUGAGGACUUGAUCAUCAAGCCAAGGUACCUUGUGACCUUCACAGUUGGCCUCAAGCAGAAGAGUAACAUUGAUGCAGCAGUGAAAAAGUUCUCAGAGAACUUUACCAUUAUGCUGUUUCACUAUGAUGGCCGAACAACUGAAUGGGAUGACCUUGAGUGGUCAGCACGGGCUAUCCAUGUCAGUACACCGAAACAGACUAAAUGGUGGUAUGCAAAACGUUUUCUACAUCCUGACAUUGUAGCACCAUAUGACUAUAUAUUCAUCUGGGAUGAAGACUUGGGGCUUGAAAAUUUUAACGCGGAGGAAUAUAUAAAGUUGGUGACGAAACAUGGUUUGGAUAUUUCACAGCCUGGUUUAGAACCAAACAGUGGGUUGACAUGGCAGAUGACAAAAGGGAGAAAUGACACUGAAGUUCACAAGGAAACAGAGGAAAGGCCAGGCUGGUGCGCCGAUCCACAUUUGCCACCUUGUGCAGCAUUUGUUGAGAUCAUGGCACCGGUUUUCUCUCGAGAGGCGUGGCGGUGUGUUUGGCAUAUGAUCCAGAAUGACUUGGUCCAUGGAUGGGGUCUUGAUUUUGCGCUUAGGAGAUGUGUGGAGCCCGCUCAUGAAAAGAUAGGAGUUGUAGAUGCACAGUGGAUUGUACAUCAAACUGUUCCAUCUCUUGGAAGCCAGGGUAAAUCGGAGAAUGGCAAGGCACCAUGGGAAGGGGUAAGAGAAAGGUGUCGAAGAGAAUGGACAAUGUUUCAGGAUCGCAUGGCUACUGCAGAAAUGGCCUAUUACAAGGCAAUGGGAAUGGAUCCCCCUAAUUCCACAACUAAUUAGGUGACUCACUAGUCUAGAAUGCUUGUAGAAUUUCAGAUUUUCUUUGUGUGCAAAUAUCUGGUACUAAUUUAGAGUUCCCAAGUGUGAGUGGAACAAAAUAUAUGUAUUCAUUCUCCCUAUACUAAUAUAUAAUUCAUCUUUUGUUUUGUGUCAA
Solanum pennellii is the source of this 1657-nucleotide messenger RNA. RefSeq lists its product as uncharacterized. The record is from RefSeq and is a predicted model, not a curated record. The coding region runs from base 304 to 1503 and encodes 399 amino acids. NCBI's taxonomy places the organism in Eukaryota, Viridiplantae, Streptophyta, Magnoliopsida, Solanales, Solanaceae. The transcript has 15 exons.